UGUUAAAGGCUUAUUAAACACUAGCUCAGCCUCGGCUGGAGCGUCGUGUCCAGUUCUGGGCCCCUCGCUUGUUGAAGGAUGUUGAAGGCUUUGGAGAGAGAGUGGAAAAGAUUCACGGGAAUGGGUCCCAGGGAGGAGGAACGUCAGUCACGUGGAUAGAUUGGAGAUGUCGGGACUGUUCUCCUCGGAGAGGAGAAGGUUCGGUGGAGGUUUGAUCCAGGUGCAGAGGUCCUGGUGCAACACGAUGAACUCGCGGAGGAUGAGCAGCCGGCCUGUCGCCCGCGCCCUGCUGGGCGGCGCCCGGCCUGGACAGCAGAGCCGGCUCCUCGCGGUGGCCGCCGGGGUGCGACACAGCAGCACGGAUUCUCCCUCGCAGGUCUUACCGUCCCUCGGCACCGCCCCCACCUCGGAGAUGGUCCAAUCGACUGUAGGCCCCGCCCCCUCCGCGGAGAUGUUCCAAUCGGCCGUCGGCCCCGCCCCCACUUCUGAGUUGUUCCAAUCAGCCGUCGGCCCCGCCUCCACUUCUGAGUUGUUCCAGUCGGCCGUCGGCCCCGUCCCCUCCGCAGAGGUGGUCCAAUCGGCUGUCGGCCCCGCCCCCUCAGUGGAGACCGUCCAAUCGGCCGGAGAUCUCCUGCGGGAGGUGGGGCUGGUGGAGUUGGGCCUGGGCGGGUACACACCGGUGGGCCUGGUGCAGAACAUCCUGGAGUUCAUCCACCUGGACGUGGGCCUCCCUUGGUGGGGGGCCAUCGUGGCCGGGACGGUACUUGCUCGCACUCUGGUCUUCCCUGUCAUUGUGAAGGGUCAGCGAGAGGCUGCAAAACUCAACAACCAUCUUCCCGAGAUGACCAAACUGACCAAUAAGAUGAACGAGGCCAAAACCAACGGCAACAAGUUUGAGUUUGCUAAAGCAUACUCUGACCUGAUGCUCUUUCAGAAGAAACACGAUGUUAACCCGCUCCGUGGAUUCCUGGUGCCUCUCGUCCAGGCCCCCAUUUUCAUCUCGUUCUUUGUGGCUUUGCGUCAGAUGGCCUACCUACCCGUGCCCAGUUUACAGACAGGAGGCUUAUGGUGGUUCACAGACCUCACGGCGCCCGACCCGUUCUACCUGCUGCCGAUAAUCGUCACCAGCACGAUGUGGGGCAUCAUCGAGCUUGGUGCUGAGUCGGGUGUGGAUAAUCCUAAUCUUCGCACCAUGAAGGUUGUGUUCCGGAUAAUGCCGUUGGUCAUUCUCCCCUUCACCAUGUCCUUCCCCACGGCUGUCUUCACCUACUGGCUGACCUCCAACAUCUACUCGCUGGUCCAAGUGGGAUUCCUGCGCAUUCCGGCCGUCCGGAGGAAGCUGAAGAUUCCGGAGCGCAUCAAACACGACCCCUCGGUGCUGCCUCGCAGCGAGGGCUUCCUCAAGAGUAUGAAGUCGGGCUGGAAGAACGCCCAGGCAGCACAGCAGCUCGAGGAAAGGGAGCGGAGAAUCAAACAUCACCUGGACCUCGCAGCCAAAGGACCCCUGAGGCAGACGUUUGCACAGAACCCGCUCAAGCAGACAGAGCCCUCCCCUCGGACUCUGGGGGGGAGCAGCCAAAGCAAGAAACGCCCGUGGCAGGACACAAUCGGCUAGAGGCCGCCGUGUGGAACAGAAACCCUUUCAUUAACCUUGUUUGGAGAUUGACUUUCAAUUAAAAACUGAUUAUGUUUCA
Messenger RNA from Carcharodon carcharias (great white shark), 1694 nucleotides. RefSeq names its product mitochondrial inner membrane protein OXA1L-like. The transcript has 10 exons. Gene Ontology annotation, cellular component: mitochondrial inner membrane. NCBI's taxonomy places the organism in Eukaryota, Metazoa, Chordata, Chondrichthyes, Lamniformes, Lamnidae. Gene Ontology annotation, molecular function: membrane insertase activity. Bases 167 to 1615 code for a protein of 482 amino acids. The record is from RefSeq and is a predicted model, not a curated record. Gene Ontology annotation, biological process: protein insertion into mitochondrial inner membrane from matrix; mitochondrial respiratory chain complex IV assembly.